AUGUCCGGCGCCCAGGCUUACGACCCUUACAACCCGUUCAAUGACGACGCGCAAAAGGAGCAGACCACGCAGCCGUCGAACCAGAACUUGCACAAUCUGCAGAACACGCUCCAGGAAACGGCCGGAAUCAUGAGAAACAACAUCGAGGCCAUCAACCAGAGAGGAGAGGUGCUGGAGGACAUCGACACCCGCGCCAACGACCUCAGCACAAACGCCAAACUGUUCAACAGGUCCGCGAACCAGGUCAGAAAAGACAUGUGGAAAAAGAACCUCAAGCUCAAGCUGUGUCUCGCUCUCAUAAUUGUCAUUCUCCUGGUGGUCAUCAUUGUGCCUAUCGCCAUCCAUUUCAGUAAUUAG
This is a messenger RNA of Ogataea angusta, 357 nucleotides long. RefSeq lists its product as uncharacterized. The transcript has a single exon. The record is from RefSeq and is a predicted model, not a curated record. Gene Ontology annotation, biological process: vesicle fusion; vesicle-mediated transport. Gene Ontology annotation, cellular component: SNARE complex; plasma membrane. Gene Ontology annotation, molecular function: syntaxin binding; SNAP receptor activity. Lineage: Eukaryota; Fungi; Ascomycota; Pichiomycetes; Pichiales; Pichiaceae. The coding region runs from base 1 to 357 and encodes 118 amino acids.